UUCAGUUCUAUAAUGCCGACGGCGAAUAUAUCCACGUUCUUCACGUCGACCAGCACGCCGACCGGGCAGAAGAAACCGAAGCCUUCGUUGGACAUCACGUUGAGCCAACUGACCUCUGCAAACUUAAACGAACUGGCUAACAGUUUGGGAAUCACUGUACAAGAGUUGACGAGCUUGACGCUUCAGCAGUUGACCGAAUGUCUGGCUAA
Ceratina calcarata is the source of this 209-nucleotide messenger RNA. RefSeq lists its product as uncharacterized. The transcript has a single exon. Lineage: Eukaryota; Metazoa; Arthropoda; Insecta; Hymenoptera; Apidae. The record is from RefSeq and is a predicted model, not a curated record. The annotation marks the transcript as partial.